UUUAAGGGUAAAGUUUAGAGAUUAAAUCAUAUGAGUAUGUUAGUUUGGUUCAAAUUUGACUGGGGAUUUUUGAAGAAUGAGGCAAUCAUAUUAGAUCAAUUUUGAGUAAAUUGACAAUGUUUACAAGGAAUUAAUAGCAGUAAGGUGUGAACGUUGUGGGUAUUCUAUAGUUGUAUCAAAAAAGUGAAAAACUAAGCUAAAAGCCCAAAGAAUACCGGAUUGCCACAAUGUCAAAGAGCAUUGUUGCUGACUAAGAAACAUCUAUUAGACCAUGUACAGUACUUGAGUCUUGUGAUAAUAUCAGUGAUAUUGCUUUUGUAUUAUACGAUAUACUGUAAACUUGCUGUUAGCAUAUUAUAUUAUUAAUAUUCAUGGUUGUCAAAUAUCAAAAUCAACACACAAAAUUCACACACAAAGGUAUAAAAUAGUGUAUAUUGGUAUAAACGUUUAAUAAAAAUGCAUACAUACAUAACCCAUGGUCGGCAUGGAAUCUUCACUGACAGUAGUGACAGUAUGUUAUUGACUCCCAAACGACAAAUAUUAUAAAACACGCUUCCAAGCUGAAAAGAAAUAUUUACUGUUGUCAGUCAGUGUUUAGACUCUUCUCUUUGAAUCUUGAUCUUCCACAAGUAUUGCUGUUGAUUAUAUUCCUUAUUUUUUUGAAGAACAUCGCAGACUAUAUAUUUAUUUCCACUGUCAGUUGAAAAGUUUAUCAUCAUAGUUUCAGUCUCUGGUUUCAGUCGCAAAAGCUUAUAUCGCCCCUUUGCACGGCCAUGUUUGAUAAAAUCAAAGCGGCCCGCACCCCUGGUUUGAAAAGUUAAAUAUUCUGAAAUAUUCAAAAUUUGAAGCAUCAUGUGACCAGCCUUUACCAGCGCCUUUGCUGCUUCGCCUCCUUCCUCAAUAGGCCCUGGUAACGAGGUUGGGCCCUACCUUUGCUUAUUUGUCGAAAUGUAAGCAGAUGCUUGUGGGUGAGAUAUUUGCAGAUAUGACAAAAAGGAAGGAAAAAUUCGAGAAGAUAACCGGUGUUAGCUUGGACAACUAUUACAGAUUGGCUGCGAGCAAAGUCGAGAAUGAGAAGAAAAGAAAAAAAAAUGUCUGAGGAGUUACAUGAGGCGAGAAAACGUGCAAAAAAAGGUUAUAUUUAAUUUUAAAAUUUUUUUACAUUUUUUAUUUAUUUAUUUAAAAUACGUCGUAGUUGUUGUUGUAGUUCUGGAAAUUGUUUUAUCUUCUUUACUGGUGGUUUUCCACAUGUUGUCAAGUGUUCAGCUAUUGCAUCUUCGAUCUUUGCGUGUUGACUUGAGAAUGUUGUCUCGUCGUUGAGGUGAACGUAUUCGUAGAUUUUGGGUUCUGUGCCGGAAUUUCUGUAUUUUUGGCUAGCAACUGUUCGAGUGUUUUGUCUCGAUCUGUGUCGGCGAGAUAUUCGGCUACGGCAUCUUCUAAGUUCGGUUUGAUGCUCGUGAACUUUUUAGACUUGUUCAGAUGAAUGUAUUCGAAGUCUGCGGGUUUCGUGUAGUACACGCGACCGGUCGACAUAAAUUCCUGCGUACCCAAUUCCUCGAUUCGUUUGAAUUUUUCUUCGAACUCGACUUUUCGCGCAUCUUCCGUUUUACGCCAUAUGUCAAGACGACAAUUCUCACAGUAUCGAGUGCGAAAAUGUAGUUUACGAUCGUGUGCAUCCGUAUGUUCGCAGUGUAGGCAUCCGUUGUUGAGACAUUCUUUUUUUGUUAGCGACAGUACGAUAUUUUUUUCGAUCGGAGUCAUUCUUUCUUCGUCGUCGCUCAUGUUUUGUAUUUUUUCUAGGUUCGGGUUUGUUUGGCGAUAAAGAGCCAUGGUGCCCUAUACUUAUAAAUGAUGGGUAUGUGGAAGCUGUCAAAGGUGAAAUUGAAGAUGAGCAAAUCAAUCGUUAUGAUGAAAUUAUAAUCAUAUCUAAUUACCCUACAAAGAACGAUGAGCACGUGGUAUCCAACGGAAGUAAAUAA
Messenger RNA from Paramuricea clavata, 1979 nucleotides. The record is from the annotation of a GenBank genome assembly. NCBI's taxonomy places the organism in Eukaryota, Metazoa, Cnidaria, Anthozoa, Malacalcyonacea, Plexauridae.